AUGCUUCAGUUCUUUGCAGGACGCAGAACUGUGGAAGAGGCAGAACUGUGGAAGAGGCAGAACUGUGGAAGAGGCAGAACUGUGGAAGAGGCAGAUCUGUGGAAGAGGCAGAACUGUGGAAGAGGCAGAACUGUGGAAGAGGCAGAACUGUGGAAGAGGCAGAACUGUGGAAGAGGCAGAACUGUGGAAGAGGCAGAACUGUGGCAGAGGCAGAACUGUGGAAGAGGCAGAACUGUGGAAGAGGCAGAACUGUGGAAGAGGCAGAACUGUGGAAGAGGCAGAACUGUGGAAGAGGCAGAACUGUGGAAGAGGCAGAACUGUGGAAGAGGCAGAACUGUGGCAGAGGCAGAACUGUGGAAGAGGCAGAUCUGUGGAAGAGGCAGAACUGUGGCAGAGGCAGAACUGUGGAAGAGGCAGAACUGUGGAAGAGGCAGAACUGUGGAAGAGGCAGAUCUGUGUCUGGGCUACAGGUUCAGAGCUCAAUAA
Knipowitschia caucasica is the source of this 486-nucleotide messenger RNA. NCBI's taxonomy places the organism in Eukaryota, Metazoa, Chordata, Actinopteri, Gobiiformes, Gobiidae. The record is from the annotation of a GenBank genome assembly.